CGACCCUCGGUGACUUCAGUACAGCUGAGCGACUCAAGGCGAUAUUUCUAGCUUUGUAACGGAUAUUACAUUCAGGAGAAUAUUAUUCUUCACUUUUAAAAAAAAUGAAGCCAAAGUUUUCAAUACCACAAUCCUUUCGAAAAAAGCUAAUUAAACACCAAACUUUGUGACGCACACCACUUUACUGUCGAUUUUAUUCAAAUUUUUUGAGAAACGUUUAACGAUAACAAUAGGUUUUUAUUGAAAAAUAUUGUACAGUUUUACCUAAUAUAUAAAGCAGAAUGUUAAACAUUUUUAGUUCUUUUUAUUACUACUUAGGAACUAGUGGUUAACGGGAAGGAGCGUGAAAAGCAUAGCUUUGAUAUAGUCAAUGAGCAUAAAUUAUUAAGGUGCUAGUCAUAAUUAUUGGUUUUGAUAAUGGUUACAUGGAAAAUUAAAAAUUAGGUAAUUUGGGCUGAUUAUUCCUGUAAAAAAAAAACCAUGGAACCUUACGCUGAUGAUCUAUUGUGGUUAGUUAUUUGUGGAUUUGUGGUGGCAUUUAUUUUGGCGUUCGGCAUUGGUGCCAAUGAUGUGGCCAACUCAUUUGGAACAAGCGUUGGAUCCAAGGUUCUUACACUAACACAAGCAUGCAUUCUCGCUACCAUAUUUGAAAUCGCCGGGGCGGUUUUAAUAGGCUAUAAAGUAUCAGAUACAAUGAGAAAAGGUAUACUAGAUGUAUCUUUGUACGCUGAUGGUGGAGAGAGACUCCUUGCUGCAGGAUGCCUCGCUGCUUUACUCGCGGGAGCGGCGUGGCUUAUCUUGGCGACAUUUUUACGUUUACCGGUUUCUGGAACACACUCUGUCGUGGGUGCUACAGUUGGAUUUACUCUUACAGCAAAGGGCCCAGUCGGUGUUCGUUGGUCUACUUUAGGUGCUAUAGUUUUGUCGUGGUUUAUCUCGCCGGUAUUAAGUGGAACGGUCUCGGCUCUACUUUAUUGGUUAGUACGCCGAUUUAUUCUUCGAGCCUCACAACCUUUGACUGCUGGAUUACACGCAUUACCUUUCUUUUAUGGAGCUACAGUAGCUGUUAACGUGAUAAGCGUUGUGCACGAUGGACCUAAAUUAUUAGCUAUGGAUAAAAUACCAAUGUGGGCGGCUUUAUCUGGAUCUGUAGCACUUGGUGCUGUAGCGGCAGUUUGUGUCCGUCUCUUCCUUGUACCAUAUUAUCGGCGACAACUUACAGCAAAUCCUGUGAAUUUUACCCUUGGUCUCUCAAAUGAAACAACUCCGGCAAAUACUCCAACACAUUCGAAUAAAACUAGCGUACCACAAAGACCUACUUCAUUACUUUCCGAAGAUGGAAAAGUUCUAGAAGCAAUUGCAGAAAGUGCUGAAAUGGUCACCUUAAGUGAUGCUGAUAAGUGUUCCCUUGGAAUCAGAGAAAUGAAUGCCAGAAACAGAGCUCUAUUGGCCACAAUGGACGAUUGCAGUAUCCUUUCACGAAGUCUUAGUCCUCCAGAUAAAGUCCGAUUGCAGUUGAUUGAUGCUGAUCCCCAGAUUCAUACAUUGAAGUAUAUUGACGAAACACUUAGUUGUUGUAAGAGCUUAGAUUCUAAUCAGCUUGUAGGAAUGGGUGAAAGCUAUGAUUCUAAGAAUGGAUUUAUAGGUGAUUCUUGUGAUACAAUUGCACGCGUUGAAUUGGGAAGGAUGACUGCAGUUGGAGCUAUGUCGGGUGUAGUUGAUUUUGAUACUCCUCCACCUAGAAUUGAAAAGGGACCCGAAGGGGGCAGUGCUUGGAGCAUAGAAUGCGAUGGCAGAGUGGGUCUACCAGCGAUAACACCCAACUCCAGCGCGGCCCCGCUGCUGAAAGCGACCACCCCGCCCCCGCCUGCGCCAGCCCCACCCCCGCCGCCAGAUACCUUGAAACUUUUCUCAUUUUUACAAGUCUUAACUGCUUCGUUUGGCGCAUUUGCACACGGUGGUAAUGAUGUAAGUAACGCUAUAGGUCCUCUGGUUGCUUUAUGGUUGUUAUAUUCUGAGGGAGGUGCGCAUGCUCGUGCGGAGACGCCGCUAGCGAUUCUUGUGUUUGGUGGCGUUGGUAUCGCACUGGGCUUGUGGCUAUGGGGACGUCGCGUUAUCAGAACUGUUGGCGAAGAUCUUACAAGCAUUACACCGGAUACUGGUUUUACCAUAGAACUAGGAGCAGCUCUCACUGUGCUGGUAGCCAGCAAGGCGGGGUUGCCCGUAUCUACUACACAUUGCAAAGUUGGUUCGGUCGUUUGUGUUGGAUACUCCUCAGAGAAGGCUGUUGAUUGGAGUCUGUUCAGGAACAUAAUUUUCGCAUGGGUGGUUACAGUUCCCGCCGUCGCGGCCAUGGCGGCGCUAUCUAUGCUUGCGCUUGAAGCAUUUGUUGUUUAGUAUUAAUUACAAUAAUUAUUUGCACAGAAACAUUUAAAUAAAAACAUAUAGAUAACUGAAGAUUAGAGUCAUUAAGAUUACGAAAAUUACAUAGUACCUAUUUAGUUUUUUAUUCAAGUUUUAUUAUCAAAAUUAACAUCCUUUAGGUGCCUACCUUUAGCUGAGCUUUAAAGGUUCAACUUACUUAAUUAAUUGUUUAUUAAGUGACGUAGUUAAUGGUACGGAAUUCUAGCUAUAAACUUUGUUAGUAGGCACAUAAUUAUAUACCUACAAUCUACAUACACAAUGUAUAUUAUGUCUAAAUACAAGUAGUUUUUCAAUGACUUUACCUUCAUAAAACUUUUAUACUUUCAUAGAAUUGAACUUCUUCACUAGUUCAAUGCGUUAAAUAAGGAAAUUGUAUGCAGUAUGAGCCGUGUCUAAGACAACACUUAGCCAAGAAUAAUGAUGACACACCACGAUUCUAUAUUUUUUCCAAACUUAUAUAUAGACGAUCUUACUGUUCUGUGUAUAGACUAUAAUAUAGUUAACACGUCUUGUAUAAAAUUGACUAAAUAUGCCUACAAUGUAGUUGAAAAUGUUGUUAAAUAAAAAAUGCAAAUUGCUGUU
Molecule: messenger RNA, 3006 nt
Organism: Colias croceus (clouded yellow)
Lineage: Eukaryota; Metazoa; Arthropoda; Insecta; Lepidoptera; Pieridae
Gene: NaPi-III
Product: sodium-dependent phosphate transporter 1-B
Exons: 10
Coding region: 481-2397 (638 amino acids)
Biological process (GO): phosphate ion transmembrane transport
Cellular component (GO): membrane
Molecular function (GO): phosphate transmembrane transporter activity
Source: RefSeq, a predicted model, not a curated record